Molecule: messenger RNA, 627 nt
Organism: Mucor mucedo
Lineage: Eukaryota; Fungi; Mucoromycota; Mucoromycetes; Mucorales; Mucoraceae
Exons: 5
Coding region: 1-627 (208 amino acids)
Source: RefSeq, a predicted model, not a curated record
AUGACUACCGUGGGCCAAAAGGUUAAAGAUGAUAUUUUACCUCAAUCUUCGGAGUUCAUGUAUGUAACCGUAAAAGUGAUUUAUAUACUGCUGGAAUACAACAGCUACGCGACCAAUGCAGGAUUGAUUAUGAAAUCUGAUCUCAGCUGGACAUAUUGUAAUAUCGUAGAUAUCAAAUGGGUCUUUAUGAAUAUUAAAAAUGGAGAACGGUACACCACAGAUGUUAACGUAUGUAGAAGAGACCAAGAAAUAAAAAACGUUGUCUCGGGGAAUUUCCAGUGUGCUGCAAACAUCCCUACUUCAAAGUACUGGAUUUGCCCAAUGUUUUUAAGUAACGUGUGGCUUGGAUUUUUCAAGUAUAAAAACAAAAGUUACCAAACUAAUAAAAAGGGUCAAGCUCUUUUAGUCUUGAAAACCUUAAUCAUAAUCUUCUUCGACGUCAAGAUGUACCAAUUUUCACCAAGAUUUUCUUACGCAAUAGUAUGGACAUUAAAUCGAAGUUUGUCAGAGACUUUUAACAUUACAAGAUUCUCGGAUCAUCUCCCAAUUUAUAAUUUAUCGAUUCCAACUUUUGACUACCCACAGAUGCUGGAAAGGCGCUAUUCAAAUAAUCAGCCAAUGCAAUAG